CCUAUCACAUCAACCACCCGGGACAAGCCCAAUUAACUUACUUAUAAAUAUUUUCCUUGCUCUCUGCGCGUUCCUCUGCCCUUUCUAAAAUCUAUAACAAUCACGUCUCUGUGUUCUCUGUUCCUCUAAUAUCCUCGAUCAUGACGGUCGACGCUUCUAAAAAUCGAGAUGAUCAUGAUGAAAGUCUGAAGAGUUCUUAUUUUAAUUUACCACCGUUGGAUGUUUCCAUUGCAUUCCCUCAAGCAACUCCAGCAUCUAUUUUUCCUCCCUGCGCUUCCGACUAUUAUCACUUUGAUGACUUAUUGACUCCUGAGGAGCAGGCUAUUAGAAUGAAAGUAAGGCAAUGUAUGGAAAAGGAAGUAGCUCCUAUAAUGGCAGAGUACUGGGAGAAGGCAAAGUUUCCCUUUCAUAUUAUUCCCAAGCUUGGUGCUCUGCAUAUUGCUGGUGGCACAAUCAAGGGUUAUGGGUGUCCUGGUUUGUCCAUCACUGCAAAUGCUGUUGCUACGGCAGAAGUUGCUAGAGUUGAUGCGAGCUGUUCUACCUUCAUUUUGGUGCAUUCAUCUCUGGCAAUGCUUACCAUAGCAUUUUGUGGGUCAGAGGUACAGAAGCAGAAAUAUUUGCCUUCUUUGGCUCAGUUAAGCACCAUAGCUUGUUGGGCUUUGACUGAGCCUGACUAUGGAAGUGAUGCAAGUGCUCUGAAAACUACAGCUAUGAAGGUGGAAGGAGGAUGGAUACUUGAGGGGCAAAAGCGCUGGAUAGGAAACAGCACCUUUGCAGAUGUUUUAGUCAUAUUUGCCAGGAAUACUUCAACAAAUCAGAUCAAUGGAUUUAUAGUAAAGAAGGAUGCCCCGGGAUUAACAGCCACAAAAAUAGAAAAUAAAAUUGGCUUGCGGAUUGUGCAGAAUGGGGAUAUUCUGUUAAAACAAGUGUUUGUCGCUGAUGAAGACAGGUUACCAGGGGUCAAUUCCUUUCAAGAUACAAAUAAGGUUCUUGCUGUUUCACGCGUAAUGGUUGCUUGGCAACCUAUUGGCAUAUCAAUGGGGGUCUAUGACAUUUGUCACAGGUAUCUAAAAGAAAGGAAACAGUUUGGAGCACCAUUGGCUGCUUUUCAAAUCAACCAACAGAAACUAGUUCUCAUGCUUGGUAACGUUCAAGCAAUGUUUCUUGUUGGUUGGCGCCUUUGCAAGUUGUAUGAAAAGGGUAAAAUGACUCCAGGUCGUGCCAGUAUGGCGAAGGCAUGGAUUACAUUGAGAGCAAGGGAAACAGUUGCUAUUGGGCGGGAGUUGCUUGGCGGCAAUGGAAUUUUGGCUGAUUUUCUAGUUGCUAAGGCAUUCUGUGAUUUGGAACCCAUCUACACAUAUGAAGGCACCUAUGACAUAAACAGCUUGGUAACAGGUAGGGAAGUAACUGGAUUAGCCAGUUUUAAGCCAGCAGCACUGAGCAAACUAAGCCGUCUGUAAGUUAUUGCACAUUAUCUUCCUCAGAGCCCUGCAUGGCAAGUCAACUCGCUUCAUUUCUAUUAAGUUUUGUGUUCCACACAGCACAUUUGUUGCCAUUCAAGCAACAUAAUAAUCUCUAUAAGCGAACAUUGUAGAAUAAAAUCCCUGUAUAGACCAUGGCAUGUGAAAUAAAAAGUUGGUAUCUGGGGAGGUAGGGUUGGCCA
This is a messenger RNA of Hevea brasiliensis (rubber tree), 1663 nucleotides long. RefSeq names its product acyl-coenzyme A oxidase 4, peroxisomal. The transcript has 13 exons. Gene Ontology annotation, cellular component: peroxisome. The record is from RefSeq and is a predicted model, not a curated record. Gene Ontology annotation, molecular function: flavin adenine dinucleotide binding; acyl-CoA dehydrogenase activity. Gene Ontology annotation, biological process: fatty acid beta-oxidation. Bases 141 to 1460 code for a protein of 439 amino acids. Lineage: Eukaryota; Viridiplantae; Streptophyta; Magnoliopsida; Malpighiales; Euphorbiaceae.